Messenger RNA from Daphnia pulicaria, 1374 nucleotides. Its product is annotated as chitinase domain-containing protein 1-like. Lineage: Eukaryota; Metazoa; Arthropoda; Branchiopoda; Diplostraca; Daphniidae. Gene Ontology annotation, cellular component: extracellular region. The record is from RefSeq and is a predicted model, not a curated record. The coding region runs from base 128 to 1324 and encodes 398 amino acids. Gene Ontology annotation, biological process: carbohydrate metabolic process. The transcript has 9 exons. Gene Ontology annotation, molecular function: oligosaccharide binding; chitin binding.
UGGCAACGCCUUCACUCCGGUUCAUCGUGUCAAAAUUUGGAACAAGUGUUUUGUCAUGGUUUUGUUUUGAACCACAGAUCCAUGACGUUUCACAGUGUUCAUUGUUUCCUUCACUAUUCAUGACAAAAUGGAGCUUCGUGAACAUCUUCUAGUGAUCGUCUUACUAAUUUUUGUUCAUUUGCAAAAUCUCGAUUGUACUUUGUCCAAAAAUGAUCCCAAAAAACCCAAAAGUAAACUUGCUGUCAUAAUCAAGGUAAGGGAGGAUCCCCAAGAAGAAACUGUGUUUGAACGAGAACUGGCAAAGGUACAAACAUCGGCCAAAGAGAUACUUUCAGAUUACAAAGCAUACAGUACCAAGACAAAUAUAAGAAGAGUAGAUAAAACUGUCCUAGGAUACAUCACACCUUGGAAUGGCCAUGGGUAUGAUGUGGCCAAAAUAUUUGCCAACAAAUUUGAUUUGAUUUCUCCAGUCUGGUUGCAAGUUACACCUACACCUGGAGGGAAAGGCUAUGUAAUGACAGGUUUGCAUGAUGUUGACAAAAAUUGGAUGACUACUGUAAAAAAUAAGAGCACCCAGUCUAAAGUUAAAAUGGUUCCUCGCCUACUGUUUGAUAGAUGGUCAGGUCAGGACUAUGCACGCUUAUUCAAAGAAAAGGAUCGAGUGUGGGAGCUUAGCCAAGUCAUUUCUAAGUCAAUCAAAGAAAACGGUUUUGAUGGCAUAGUCAUGGAAGCUUGGAGUCAAUUGGGUGGCCAACACUCUAACGAAAUGAUCAAUAUGAUCGGCCAUCUCAGCAACCACCUCAGGGAGUCCAAGUUCAUUUUUGUUCUUGUUAUUCCUCCCCCUCUUUAUCACGGAAAUGCACCAGGAAUGUUCCGUCACGAAGAUUUUAUCCGACUGGUAGAUUUAGUUGACUAUUUUUCAUUGAUGACGUAUGAUUAUUCUAGCUCACAGCGCCCGGGACCAAACAGCCCCAUCAAGUGGGUGAAAAAAUGCGUCGAAAUCCUAGAUCCCGAAUCGACACAUCGUAGUCAGAUUUUGCUGGGACUGAACUUUUACGGUAACGAUUACAGUAUAAAUGGCGGAGGCCCCAUUGUUGGAUCGCAAUACAUCGACAUUCUGAAAAACCAUACUUCGGUCAAAUUCCAGUGGGACGACAAAUCGCAAGAACACUUCUUUGAGUACAAAAAUCAAGGUCGACAUACAGUAUUCUAUCCAACCCUGUAUUCCAUUGAACAACGAAUCCGCCUUGCAGCUAAACUAGGUACUGGCAUAUCCAUCUGGGAGUUGGGCCAAGGUUUGGAUUACUUUUACGAUGUACUAUAAUAUCGUAUAAAACCGCCGUGGCUGCCUAAUACAUUAUUUUUGGCACUGUA